This is a messenger RNA of Funneliformis geosporum, 567 nucleotides long. The record is from the annotation of a GenBank genome assembly. Lineage: Eukaryota; Fungi; Glomeromycota; Glomeromycetes; Glomerales; Glomeraceae.
AUGUCAAAACUUCCAUCAAACAGUAAUCUCUUGCGUGAACUUUUAAUAUCGUCAGAUAUUUCCAAACCACCGAAUAUGUGGGCAAAUGAUUUUUAUCUUUCAGCAGAUUGUUCAAAUUAUUCACGCGUAUACCCUGGAAUCGGGAGAUCCUAUGCAAGAAACGUUCGUAUCGAUCGCCCACCGCUUUUUAACGUUCCCGAUCCGGAAAGUUUAUUUGACACUUUAAUGGUUCGAAAAGAAUUCAAACUUCAUCCUUCAUCAAUUAGUUCAAUGUUAUUAUCACACACGAAUGAACCAUACAUAAAUCAAAUAUCAUCUUACUUGGACUUGGCACCUCUUUAUGGUAGAAACUUAAAAGAACAAAUGAGCCUAAACGUCUCUUACAAAUUAACGACAAUGGACGGGACGAUAGAUCCAAACGACCCAGAGGAACUUAAAAUUCAAGACGAAAAUCUUUUCCAAACAGCAAGAUUGGUCAAUGGCAGCCUCUAUCACCAUACCAUUCUACAUGAUUACUUGCAUACUAUCCUUGAUCUUAAUAAGGCUAAUUCCAAGAUCCCACUUUAA